Molecule: messenger RNA, 1269 nt
Organism: Histoplasma capsulatum G186AR
Lineage: Eukaryota; Fungi; Ascomycota; Eurotiomycetes; Onygenales; Ajellomycetaceae
Product: protein kinase
Exons: 5
Coding region: 1-1269 (422 amino acids)
Biological process (GO): protein phosphorylation; regulation of mRNA processing; spliceosomal complex assembly
Molecular function (GO): ATP binding; protein kinase activity
Source: RefSeq, a predicted model, not a curated record
AUGGCAAACCUCAGAAAUAGGCUGUCAUUCCCAAUAUCAGUCCUGAAACACCAGCCUUGGCCACAGUCAGCGGCGCUUGCGCCUAAACUCGAUAUUCAAGAGCCUGUUGAAGAGGAAAAGACUCCGUAUUAUAGUCCCGCUAGAUUUUAUCCAGCCCGACUUGGUGAAGUCCUCAACGGCAGGUAUCAACUUGCGACAAAGCUUGGUCACGGUUCGAAUUCGACAGUUUGGCUUGCCCGGGAUCUCAAUCAAUGGCGCUGGUUAAAAGGGAAAUAUGUUACUGUCAAAAUCAAUGCCAAUAUUCGUCAAUCACACAAACGUACCGCACGAUCCGAGCUGGAUACACUGCGAAUCCUUUCUAAGACCAACCGUCACCAUCAGGGCUGGCAGUUUGUCAGGCAUCUUCUUGAUUCGUUCACGCUCAAGUCCAACUCUGGAAAUGAUCAUUUAAGCCUUGUUCUUGAGCCCUUACGAGAACCUCUGUGGAUAUACCAGAAGAGAUUUGGUGGGAUCAUCCCAUCGGAUAUUCUGAAAUUGAUUAUUCAGAUGAUUCUUCACGGGCUGGAUUAUAUGCACUCAGAGUGUCGUAUCAUCCAUGCUGAUUUGAAGCCGGACAAUAUCAUGGUCAAGCUAGAGGAUCCAUCCUUACUAGAGGAAGCUGCUGCAGACGAAUUUAAAAAUCCACUACCGCAAAAGGUAUAUCCCGACGGCCGUACGAUAUACCUUGCUCGAAACAACUAUGGUCCUCCGCGAAGCACCACCGGCAUUAUUCGUAUUGUGGAUUUUGAUCAGUCUGUCCGUGGAGACAAGCCGAACAGCGGCUGUAUCCAGGCCGAGGUCUAUCGACCACCAGAAGUGAUUUUAGAUGCUGGCUAUUCGUAUAGUGCCGACAUAUGGAGUUUGGGUGUGAUGUUGUGGGACAUAAUUGAAGAUAGAAAGCUUUUCGAAAACGUAUAUUCUGUGGCUACUGAUGAGUAUGAUGAAGCUGGCCAUCUCGCACACAUCGCUGCACUGCUUGGUUCUCCUCCAAAAGAUCUUUUAGACAGGGGAAAGAGAACACAUCUUUUUUAUGGACCUGAAGGAAUCUGCAAGAGUCAAGCCCCGCCAAGUUUCAAUUUCAACAAUAUGCUCGUUCAUCUGCAUGGUGAGGACAAGAAUAUGUUUAUCACGUUCAUCAAACGGAUGCUUAAAUGGGAGCCAGAAGAGCGGAGCACUGCUAAAGAAUUGCUCCAAGAUCCUUGGCUUUAUGCGGAGUUUGAAGAAGAUUGA